Messenger RNA from Xylona heveae TC161, 3565 nucleotides. RefSeq lists its product as hypothetical. Gene Ontology annotation, molecular function: phosphatidylserine decarboxylase activity; calcium ion binding. Gene Ontology annotation, biological process: phospholipid biosynthetic process. The transcript has 8 exons. The coding region runs from base 79 to 3378 and encodes 1099 amino acids. The record is from RefSeq and is a predicted model, not a curated record. NCBI's taxonomy places the organism in Eukaryota, Fungi, Ascomycota, Xylonomycetes, Xylonales, Xylonaceae.
CGUUCUCCGAUUGACGGCGCUUGGCGCCUUUGCCCGUUCGCCCCUCCUACCGUGUUGAUCAACCCCCCCCCCUCGACCAUGGUCCGCCUCUCGACAUUGUCAAGCCGCCUCAAGGCUGGAGGCAGUGGCAGUGGCUCAAGCACGCCGAGUAGAACUGCCAGCCCUCGUCCUCAAGCUCCUCCGACGAGCGAUCCUCGAGAAAGAACGGCAAUGUUGACUCUAAAGACAAACGUCAUCAAGGCGCGCAACGUCGCAGCUGCCGACAGGAGUGGGACGAGUGAUCCGUACCUUGUCGUUACUCUCGGCGAUGCCAAAGAAGCUACCCAGGCCAUCUCCAAAACCUUGAACCCCGAAUGGAACGUUUGCUUUGAUCUCCCGAUCGUCGGCGUACAAAGCUUGUUGCUUGAAUGCGUGUGUUGGGAUAAGGAUCGCUUUGGCAAGGACUAUCUUGGAGAAUUUGAUGUGCCGCUCGAGGACAUUUUUGGAAACGGCCAGACUACGCAAGAGCCCAAAUGGUAUGCGCUCAAAUCGAAGCGCAAGAACGGAAAGAAAGGUUCCAAAAUAUCGGGCGAAGUUCAGUUACAGUUUUCGAUCCUCGACCCGACGAACCCUUCGGCCACAUCUGAACAGAUUUUCCACAAGUUCCUCGGUCUCGUCGCGAGCAGUCCUGGCCUUGACGACGAUAUUGAUGAGAACACGAUACUUGCGGAACAAGACGAUGAGGCUGGAGCUGACAAGGACAAAGACGAGGAAAGCUCGGAGGAGACUGACGAUGCCGCCAAACCAGAGGCGGUCGAGAAGAAGCGGAAGCGUCAACGCCUGGCGCGGCUUCGGAGGAAGACCAAGGCAAGGGCAUACGAGUUCUCGGGAGGUUCAGAUGUCCUCGGCAUUCUGUUCUUGGAAGUCUCCAAGAUCCAGGACCUCCCACCCGAGCGCAAUGUUACGAGAACUUCAUUUGACAUGGAUCCCUUUGUCGUCAUCUCCUUGGGUCGCAAAACAUUCCGUACCCGCGUUGUCCGCCAUGAUCUUAAUCCCGUCUACGACGAGAAGUUGAUUUUCCAGGUGCUCCCUGGCGAGAAGAACUAUUCUAUGAAUUUCACUGUAGUGGACAGAGACAAGCUCUCCAGCAACGACUACGUUGGAACGGUAAACUUUCCGCUCCAGAAUAUCAUUUCUUGCUCGCCGGAGGCCGACCCUGCUACUGGCUUGUACCAUCUGAGAGAACCUGUCGAGUCGGGGACGAGUACUGUCGCAUCGUACACCUCUGGUCGCUCGAGAUUCCGCCUUCCACUUUCCCGUUCUUCCUCUGGUACAAGCCUGAGCAAAAUGAGCAGGCCGGUUUUGCGAUCUCACUCAUCUCAGGGGACGCCCCCAACCAGCUCACAGUUGGACAUUCCUCAUGCGCCUACCAGUGUUCCGGAAACGUCUUGCCUCAGUCCUCCAUCAUCUUCGGCCAUUGACGAAAGCGCCCCUGCUCCGUCCUUGCCAUCGGAUGACCCCGAUCUGAAGUCGUUUGAGCUGCCGAUUAGCUUAAAGAAUAAAGACAAGUGGGAGGACAAGCAUAAUCCUACCCUGUACAUCAAGGCCAAAUACCUCCCGUAUCCAGCACUGAGACAGCAGUUCUGGCGGGCUUUGCUGAAGCAGUACGAUGCGGACGACUCCAACAAUAUCAGCAAGGUCGAAUUAACGACCAUGCUCGAUACCUUGGGUUCAACCUUGAAGGAAUCGACCAUAGACGGCUUUUUCAAACGCUUCGCAUCGGAAUACACCCCUCAAAACCCGUCUGAAAUCGAGCUUACAUUUGACCAAGUCAUUAUCUGCCUCGAGGACCAGCUCGAAAAGGCAUCGCAACGGCGUUCUAUGCAAGACGCCGUCAAAGCGUAUGCGGCAAGUCUCCAACAUAGCUUGUCGCUUGGCAGCACAGAUGAAACUUCGGAAUCAGACACGCAGCCGAGCUCGUGGUCGGCCACGCCUUCGAACGCCGCUACGCCCAUGAACAACCAGUCGCAGACAUCCAUUGUGCCUGCGAUAUCCGUGGACGAGAUGGGAAACCCUGGCGAAAUGGGCGAUGCCUUGGAGAAGGAUGACCUGGCCGACGAAGUCGGUGAGGAACAUGUUGUUGAGAUUCGAGAAUGUCCCAUCUGCCACCAGCCCCGUCUCAACAAGCGCUCCGAUUCCGAUAUUAUCAUGCACAUUGCUACGUGCGCAAGCCAAGACUGGAGACAAGUCAACAACUUUGUCAUGGGCGGCUUCGUCACUUCGAGCCAAGCUCAGCGUAAAUGGUACUCAAAGGUCAUCACCAAGAUCAGCUAUGGUGGCUAUAAAUUGGGUGCCAACUCUGCCAAUAUUCUUGUGCAGGACAGAAUUACUGGGCAGAUUAAUGAGGAACGAAUGAGCGUCUACGUGCGCCUCGGUAUUCGGUUGCUCUACAAAGGACUCAAGAGUCGUGAUAUGGAAAAGAAGCGAAUCCGGAAGCUUCUCAAGUCACUUAGUAUCAAACAAGGCAGAAAGUUUGACGACCCUGCUUCUGCCAGCGAAAUCGAGUCAUUCAUCAACUUCCAUCAGCUGGACAUGAGCGAGGUGCUUCGCCCGACGGAGGAGUUUAAGACAUUCAACGAGUUCUUCUACCGGCAAUUGAAGCCCGACGCUCGGCCUUGCUCUGCACCUGACAAUCCCAAGAUCAUCGUCUCUCCGGCCGAUUGUCGGUCCGUCGUCUUCAACAAGGUUGACGACGCGACCAAAAUUUGGGUCAAAGGUCGCGAAUUUUCAAUCGAGAGAUUGCUUGGAAACGCGUAUCCGGAGGACGCCAAGCGUUACAAGAAUGGAGCUUUGGGUAUCUUUAGAUUGGCUCCUCAGGAUUAUCAUCGCUUCCACAUUCCCGUUGAUGGGGUGCUUGGUGAACCCAAGCUGAUAGAAGGAGAAUACUACACUGUCAAUCCCAUGGCAAUCCGGUCUGCUUUGGACGUUUAUGGCGAAAACGUCCGAGUUAUCGUUCCCAUCAACUCGACCACCCACGGUAGGGUCAUGGUCAUCUGUGUCGGCGCCAUGAUGGUUGGAAGCACAGUCAUUACACGCAAACCUGGCGAAGAGGUUCAUCGCGCAGAGGAGCUGGGCUACUUCAAAUUCGGUGGAAGCACGCUGGUAGUGUUGUUUGAGCCUGGUGUCAUGAAGUUUGAUAAUGAUUUGAUUGAAAACUCUUCUGGUGCUUUGGAGACCUUGAUCCGUGUAGGCAUGUCAAUUGGUCAUAGUCCUGAACAGUCUGCUCACACUCCGGACAUGCGCAAAGAGAAUGUGUCGGCGGAGGAGAAACAAGAGGCUCAGCGGAGAAUCGCUGGUAGCGUUGGUCCAGCUCCUUCGCCACCAGAUGCUGCCAUUUGAUUGCAUUAAUGAUAAUCAUCAUGUGGGAUGAAAAGGGGAGGGGAGAGAGCGCGGUAAAUCUUUUAAUUUGGACAGAAAAGAGGAAAUCUACGACUGGAUUGAUAUUCAGCGGCAUGGGUCCGGGAUGACCCCAAGUCUUGGUUGAUAAACAUGUACAUUUUCACGAGUAUACGAAUAUGUAGCAAUC